AUGGAUCCUCAACAGCGCCUGUUACUCGAGACUGUGUACGAAGCCCUGGAAGCCGGGGGACAAAGGAUGGAAGACCUUCAGGGAUCUAAUACCGCCGCGUUUGUUGGAUGCUCACUCGCAGAUGCGGUUCAGGCGCUCCGCUCAGGGUCAACAAAUCUGGCUAUAGCCGCCGGCACCAACCUGAUUCUGGGGCCAGAGAACUAUAUCGCGGAGAGCAAACUUAGGAUGCUGUCCCCCACAGGCCGCUCACGGAUGUUUGACGCCUCGGCCGACGGCUAUGCUCGUGGGGAGGGAGUUGUCACAGUCGUAUUGAAGCGACUCAGCGAUGCGAUCCGGGACGGCGACGCGAUUGAAUGUGUCGUCCGCGAGGCGGGUAUCAACCAGGACGGCAAAACCAACGGCAUCACAAUGCCAAGCUCAGAAGCGCAGGCGCGAUUGAUUCGGCAGGUCUAUAGCAGUGCCGGUCUUGACUCACGGAAACCAUUUGAUCGAUGUCAGUACUUUGAGUGUCACGGGACGGGAACACCAGCUGGAGACCCGCUCGAAGCGCAAGCAAUCAGGAAUGCAUUUUUUGGUGACGGGGAUGCACCUCGGGAGGAGGAGGACCUCCUCUACGUGGGGUCUAUCAAAACCGUGCUUGGACACACGGAAGCCACUGCAGGCCUCGCCGGUCUGCUGAAAGCCAGCUUGGCCCUGCGCCAGGGGGUGGUUCCGCCGAACAUGCUGUUUGAGAGGAUAAAUCCCGAGGUCCAGCCGUUUUAUUCUGGAUAUUUACAAGUUCCCACGAAACCUGAGCCAUGGCCAGACCAACUCGUAGCGGAUGGCAGCCCGAGGAGGGCGAGCGUCAACAGCUUCGGGUUCGGUGGUGCCAACGCACAUGUGAUAUUAGAGAGCUGGGACGACGACAGAGAACGCCCAAAUGGGGAAGGUAGGCCUUGUCUUGCACCAUUCGUGUUUGCGGCACAUUCGGUCAGUUCGAUCAAGGAGCUUCAGUUGAGAUACUCGGCCUUCUUACGAGAGCGCAGAGACGAAGUCGAUCUGGCGGACCUUGCAUGGACACAAUAUGCCCGCCGCACGCAGAAAUUACCAGUACGAAGUUACAUUGCCGCCACAACCAUAUCCGGCCUCAUUGAACAGCUUGAGGCUGCAGGAUCAGAGCAGGAUGGCCCAUCAAAGCAAGCGCGGCCAGUGGUGUCUCAACCCAAGUCGCAAACGCCCAAGUUUAUAGGAAUAUUUACAGGUCAAGGCGCACAAUGGGCCGGAAUGGGACGAGAGUUGCUCCAGCACUCUGAAUACGCCCAAAGAAGAAUUGGCCAGCUGGAUUCCCACCUACAGCAGCUCCCUCCGACCGACCGGCCCUCCUGGUUGAUUUCGGAGACUCUGUUGGACCAGAGCGAUAUAGGUGCAGCAUCGCUGUCCCAGCCAGUAUGCUGCGCAGUACAGAUCCUGCUGGUUGAUCUUAUCACCGCGGCAGGAAUCAGCUUUCACAGCGUUGUCGGGCACUCCUCGGGCGAGAUCGCAGCGGCCUAUGCAGCAGGCUACCUUUCCGACGUGGACGCCAUGACAGUUGCCUAUUACCGAGGUAUACAUUCGGCGCCGAAACAGGGUACUGGAUCUCUCGCUGGUUCGGAUGGACCCGGGAAGAUGAUGGCUGUCGCCACGUCGCGAGAGGAUGCGCUGCAUCUAUGUUCAUUGAGGAGAUUCAGAGGUCGAAUCUGCGUGGCAGCCCACAACGGGCCAAACAGCGUCACACUGUCCGGCGACGAGGAUGCUAUCCUCGAAGCCAAGGUCGUGUUCGAGGACGAGGAGAAGGGCGCCAAGGUCCUAUUCGUCGAUCAGGCAUACCAUUCACACCACAUGUUGCACUGCGCCGAGGCUUACGGGGAAUGCCUGUCUACGCAAGCGGCGACAUUCAAUGGGAGCCGGCCGAAGUCGCAAUGGUUCUCGAGUGUAUAUGUUGAAGAAGCCACAAGGCUUGUCGAAGACGGCAGGCUGAACCAGGGGUACUGGAAUGCAAACAUGAUUGGCGAGGUGAAGUUUGCCGAUGCCCUCCGGAAAGCCGUGAGCGAGGCUGGGCCUUUCGACGCGGCGAUUGAAGUCGGUCCUCAUGCGGCUCUUAGAGCCCCUUCACUUGCAACAUUGUCCGACUAUAACCUAGACCUUAAAGAUUUACCCUACACUGGGCUCUUGAAAAGGGGACAGAACUCUACAGAGUCAGUAGCUGCUGCACUGGGUUACCUCUGGGCGCAUCUCGGGGGCAAAGCGGUUGAUAUUCAGGGAUACGAGGCUCUCAUUCGCGGUCCAAGGGCGAACCGGCUGGUCACUGGACUGCCGCGAUAUGCGUGGGAUCAUGGCCCAAACCAAGAAUACUGGCACGAGUCACGUGUGAGCCGCGCAUUCAGGAGCCGCAAGCCAACGCACGAGCUUCUUGGAAAUAUGCUGCCGGACGGAACUCCGGGAAGGUCGUACCGAUGGCGAAACCACCUCAGCGUCAACGAGGUGCCAUGGCUGGGUGGACACCGCGUGCAGGGCCAGGCCGUGUUUCCUGCUGCGGGUUACGUCUGUAUGGCUUUCCAGGCGGCGAGGUCUGUCGUCGAUCUCAACCGGCCCAUGGAGCUGCUCGAGGUUCGCGACGUCAAUAUCGACAGCGCUCUUGCGUUCCCCGAGGACGACGUUGCAGUGGAGACCCUGUUCGAGAUGGUGGACAUCAACAUGGAUGAGAAGGCCGGCCGCCUCGACGCCCGGUUCUUUUUAUCUGCUGCGACGGGUGCUGGGGUGGACGCGUUGUCGCCGAAGGCCAAUGGCCGCAUCGUCGUGCUAUUCGGGGACGCAAGCGUGGACAGUGAUGAUGUUCUGCCUUUGAGACCAGACCCCGAGCCUAUGAUGAAGUCGGUUGACGACAGGAAGUUCUACGACGCCUUGUCAAAGACCGGUUUUGGCUACAGCGGGCCAUUUAGGGGGCUGAGCCACAUGCGCCGUAAGGCAGGCUUCGCGACGGGCCAGAUCCAAAACCUGGUAAAUGUGUCUCUCGAUGACCCGCGGAAAGCCAUGAUAGUACACCCUGCCUUCCUCGACCUGGCCUUCCAAGCUAUCAUGCUGGCAUAUUGCUAUCCUGAAGAUGGACGGCUAUGGGCUGUCCACGUCCCUCGACAUAUCCGCUCCAUCCAGAUAUCCCCCGAGCUCUGCGCUGAGCAUCUUACAUGCACCCAGCAGACCAGCAGCCACAUUCAGCCGUUGUAUUUCGAUGCUGUUGAAACUAGUGCAAGCUUUGACGGUGUGGUCGGCGACGUCGGCGUCUAUGCCCCGGAUGGUCAGAGCUGCAUGGUGCAGGUCGACGGUCUGCACUUCGUCCCCUUGGCAGAGGCGUCACCCGAGAAUGAUACUAGGGUAUUUUCCAAAACAGUCUGGGCUCCGUCAGAGCCAGAUAUCCCAGCUGUCUGCUAUGAUGGACUCGCCUCAGCCAAGGACCAUGAGCUGGCAUUGGAUCUUGAGCGGGCCUGCGUUUGCUAUCUUCGACAGUGGGCGACGGAGUUCACAUCGAGUCACCCUAUCCGUGUUGACGGCACGUCGCCUCUAAGAGGCCUGCUUCGAUACGCUGAUCAUGUCUUGAGCCAAGUCGCAAGCGGAAAUCACAAACACGCCUCACAGGAAUGGAUGUCAGAUGACCCGCUCGUCGUUCUGCCUGCCCUCUUGGACAAGCAUGGCGACGAGUGCUUGGACCUCAAGAUGGUCAACACGGUCGGACAGCAGAUACCCGCGGUGUUGCGCGGAGAGACCACCAUGCUGGAACAUCUACUUCAUGAUGAUUUGUUAUCACGCUACUACCGCGAGUCUCUGGGCAUGCGUGACUACACCGGAUACCUUGCUCGAGGCGUAAAGCAGCUCACCCACCGUUUCCCAAACAUGACUAUCCUGGAGGUCGGAGGAGGUACCGGACACGCAACCAAGUCUAUACUGGCAGAAUGCGAGGGCAAAUUCGACAGUUAUACAUUCACGGAUGUCUCCCCUGGCUUCUUCCCCACCGCCGAGGAAACAUUCGGUCGAGACUACGCGGACCAGGGAGGAGACCGAAUGCAGUUCCGUGUCCUCGACAUGGAGAAAGAUAUCGCGACCCAAGGAUUUGCCCAGGGUCACUAUGACCUGAUCGUGGCCAGUUUUGUGCUUCACAUAACAGAGGAUCUCGAGAGCACACUCAGAAAUGUGAGGAGGCUCCUCAAACCAGGCGGCUUCCUUAUCCUGGCCGAGCUUACAGACAACGACGUCAUCCGGUCUGGAUUCAUAUUUGGUUCACUACCAGGGUGGUGGAUUGGCGGGAACGAUGGUCGGGUGUUGAGUCCCUGCAUUGCGCCCUCGGAGUGGGACACGGUCCUGAGAAAGACGGGCUUCAGCGGGGCGGAUUCCGUGUCGGACGACCGAGAUACCCUGCCCCGACCGGCUUCUAUAAUUGUGUCUCAGGCUGUGGAUUGGCGCAUCCGCCUCCUGCGCGAUCCGGCUACCGUGGUGCAGUCUACAUCCGAAGUGUCUUCGCCUCUCAACAAGGAACUGAUAAUCAUUGGGGGACAGUCCACGACCUCCAUGGAGCUCGUCAAGGCACUGAAGACGAAUCUCACGCCACUAUACGGCCGAGUUCGCGACGAAAUUUCCUUGGACAAGGUAGCGGCCACCGACAUUACGCAAAACACCAGUGUUCUCAACUUAUUUGAUCUUGACACUCCGGUGUUUGAGAACCUGACACAGGAAAAGCUGUCCGGUUUGAAGCGCGUGGUCGAGAACGCAAAGACCAUUGUGUGGGUGACGUCGGGGAGGCGAAACAAAAAGCCUUAUGCGAACAUGAGCGUCGGAUUUGGGCGGUCUCUGUUCUGGGAGAUUCCUGACCUCCGGCUGCAGUUUGUUGAUUUCGAGGACGGGGUCGGGUCAGAGGCGCAAGAAGACAUGAUCACGGCAGAAAUGCUGCGAUUUGAAAUGUCUGCCGAGUGGAAGGCUUCUGGUGCCCUUGAUCGAGACAAGACUCUGUGGUCGGUUGAGCUGGAGGUGCUCUACGCCAAGACCAAGACAAGCAACUGCACGGGCUUUAUCCCGAGACUGGUUGUCGACCGUGAAGCCAAUCGCCGCUACAAUGCGGCAAAGAGGAAGAUAGAGGAGCCCACAGAUUUAUCCAAUGUCUGUGUCGAGGCCAUCCCAGAACCUGGCAGCACCGACGAAGACCUCCCAAGCUUGGAUUUGCAGAGAGGGCCUCUCGUUGACGAGAUGCGUGCCGAGCAACGCAAACAGUCCUCCGACAGGGCGAGCGAUACCGUGUUGCUGCAUGUGGAAUAUUCUUCACCAUUUUCCGUCCCAGUGGCAUCCGGCAGUCGACUCUACGUUCUCGCAGGCACAAUGGAAGGCACUGGGGCACUCGCAUUCGCGUUGGCCGAGACUACUGCGAGCAGCGUAUUGCUCCCCCAUCACCAAGUCAAACAGGUGGAUGCCAAGUUGACAAGGCGUGAUAUACUCACCAUGAUGUUGCUCAUUGUUGAUGGCUUCAUGGCGGCCAAUACACUGAAGAAUUUGGUGGAAGGGGAUGAACUCUUGGUUCAUGAGCCAUCGUCAAGUGUGGCGCUCAUCAUAAAGCGACUGUUUAGAACGCUAGCCCCAGGAGUCGUCGUCCACAUUACGACGACAACUGACCACUCAACCCCAGUCACGAUGGACAGCGACCAUGGCAAUCAUGACGACUUUCACUGGAUCAGGCUGCCGCAACGCCCCCAUCCUAGGACAAUCUCUCGGAUGUUGCCAAAACCGCAUUCCAUCGCAAAAUUCGUCAACUUUGCCACCUCGAAUGGCGACAGCUCCGGCAUGGACCGAACAAGCACGAUCAUUGAAAAACAUGUAGCAAACACAUGCAUAAAAUGCAGCGUCAAUACAUUCUUUACCAACGAGUCCGGAAUUGCGCAACACGACUCACCGUUUCUACGUCAGCACCUUGUCGCCAGAGUCAAUCUGGCUCAGCGGAUGCUCACCGAUUCCAGUGUGCCUCUUGGGGAGCGCAACCCGGUGUUGCUACCAGUGUCCAGUCUACGCACUGGACAAACGUCGGUGCUAGACUUCCAAAACAGCUCCGACUUGAUCGUCACAUGGGACUCGGACUUGCCCGUGGUGGUCCGACCGGCCGAUCACAGCAGCAGUCUAUUCCGAGGCGAUAGAAGCUACUGGCUAGUAGGCCUGACCGGAGACCUGGGCCUUUCCUUAACUCUUCCUGCACUGGCCGGCGUUGCUCAGGCGGCCAUGGUCCUGCGCGACUCGUUGAUCAAAGACAUGGACAUGUCUAAAAUGCAGUCCGUACUAGAUCCAAAGGUCCAGGGGAGCUUGAACCUAUGUCGCGUACUGGAAGGUCAAGAUAGUGGCCAACAGACCAAGCUGGACUUUAUGAUUUUCUUUUCGAGCAUGGCGGGUCUUGUCGGCAACUUAGGGCAGUCGAACUACAGUGCAGCUAAUGCGUUCCUGAUCUCACUUGCAGCUCAGCGGAGAGAGCAAGGACUCGCAGCCUCUGUGAUCAAUAUCGGAGUCAUUGUGGGCAUUGGAUACAUCACCAGAGAAGUCAGCGACGCAACCCUCGAGGAUGUGAGGGAGGGCGGUUACAUGUUCCUGCCGGAGCAAGCGUUCCACGCCAUGUUUGCUGAGGCUGUGACUGCAAGUAACGUAAACAGUGGAAGAGAUCCCGAGAUAUCCACAGGCGUUGCGCACGUUCAAAUGGAUGGAGAGUCCCGACCGAUCUGGAUUGACAACCCGAGGUUUUCCCACCACGUCCUGCCCGCCGCUAGAGACUACAACACGACGAGCGACAAGCCCGCAGGAAAUUCUGCAUCAAUCGAGACGCAAUUGGCAGAGGCAAAAAGCAAAGAAGAUCUCUUCAACAUUGUGAAAGAUGCAUUCUCCAUCAGGCUUCAGCAUCUCCUGAAGAUGGAUCCAGAUAUCGAAUGUCCUGUGAACAUGCCACUCAUGGACUUUGGGAUCGACUCUCUCAUUGCCGUCGAAAUCCGAAAAUGGUUCCUCAAGAAUUUGUCGGUCAACGUGCCGGUGCUCAAGAUACUUGGUGGCGCCACCGUCGCGGACGUCGUAAACCACGCAAUAUCUCAACUGAGCGCGACUCAGACACCUUUGCUAUGCAACCCACGGGACGACGAGAACCAGAAGGAACCUAAGACAGACACUCCGAAAACGAUCGACAAGGAAGUCAUCGACUAUGAGAAAUCGGCGGUAGAGCUAAGUGAUUCGGUCACCGAAGUCGACAACGGGCUCUUCCCCGACGGCACCACACUGAACCACACGACGUCGCUGCGAAUCACUGGGCAGGUUGAUUCCGCAGCUCUGAGCAUGGCCUUUGCGAAACUGGCUCAUGCUCAUGAAAUUCUGCGUACCUCCUUCUACAUGGACUCAACUACGGGUCAUGCUGUGCAAGCGGUCAUGGACUCUCCGACUGUACAACUUGAGGUAAAGCACCUAGGACGUGCCGGCAGAGACUACGAGAAGGAGGUAUCUCGUGUCUUUCGAGAGGUGCAGAGCAAUUGGGUCCAUGCGCUGGACCGAGGACAAGCACUCAGGGCGGUUCUCUUGACCAGCGAUGAUCCCGGUUUGAGCUUCCUCGUGGUGGGCUGUCACCAUAUCAUUGUUGACGGCUCCAGCCAGGAGGUUAUGAUGCGGGACCUGGCAGAAGCAUAUUCUGGCCAAACAAUCAUUCCCCGUCGUCCACAGUACCUUGACUUCACCCGCCACCAGAUGGAAGACCUCUCGUCUGGAUCACGAGACACGGAGCUGCAGUAUUGGCGCAAAGUGUUCCACAAUGUACCUGAACCGCUCCCCCUGCUGCCUUUGCCAGGUUCUGCCUCAACCAGGACGAAGAUGGGGAGCAACUACAACUUCCAUCGUGCAACCAUCACCCUCAGCCAUGAGCUGACGCUACGGAUCAAUGAGCAAAGCCGCGUGCUCAAGUCUACCCCCUUUCACUUUUACCUCGCCGUCUUUCGCGCACUCCUCGUCCGUCUGACACAGGGUGAAGACCUCUGCAUCGGGAUCGCGUCUGCAAGUCGAUCCCAGGAGAGUGCGGAUGGAAUCGGGCCAUACGUUAACCUGGUGCCUGUGCGGCUCUCUCGCAAAAGCGAUUCGGACAUGUUUCCGGGACUGCUUGAAGACACACGGAAUACAGUCCUGGAAGCCCUGGACCAUUCAGGUAUUCCUUUUGCGGCCAUUUUGAACGAUCUCAAACUGCCGAGGAACGAAUACUACACCCCACUCUUCCAGGCUCUUGUUGACUACCGAGAAGGCGUCGUUCAGGGCCCAGUGCCAUUCGGGGAAUCUGGCCUCACAAUGGAGGUCAUGGACUUCGAAACGGGAAUGACGGGCUAUGAUCUGAACAUUGAUAUUGCAAACUACAAGGGUGGUUGCAAGAUUGAUGUCAUGGUGCAAAGCAGUCUGUACUCGGAAGGAGACCCAGAACUGCUACUCGAGGCGUACCAGAUGCUCCUGGACGCAUUCUCUGCCAACGCGGAAAGGGACCUAUUCGAUCCCCCAAUGUUUGCUGCUGAGGACGUUGAGGCGGCGCUCGACAUUGGUAAAGCCACAUUGGUCCACCGCGUGGCUCAAAUCGCUUCUCAAAACGGUAGCGACAUUGCCAUUCAAGACGGGCACGGGUGUUCGAUCACGUACCAGCAGAUGCUCGACCGCGUGAUGGACAUAGCAUGCGAGCUGCUGGGAAUGGAUCUUGAUGAUGGUACAGUCAUUGCUGUGUUUCAAGACCGGACAACGGACUGCAUAUGCUCCAUUCUGGCGAUCAUGUAUACCGGCGUGAUCUACGUCCCCGUUGACGCAGAUCCCGACUCAGCGGCAAGAUCAGCGGCAAUCGUGAAAGAUUGCCGUCCGAAGGUGCUGCUGGCCGACGACACGACCAUGGAUUCAGCAAAUGCUUUGGAACUUGCCGAGGAGACUGUGGCAGUCAAUGUCUCCAAGGCAAAGCCCCAUCAUAUCCUCCCAGGAGAGACGCCAGCCAUCAAAGCCGCAGGCCCUGCGCCAGCGGUCAUCCUCUACACGAGUGGGACGACGGGCACGCCCAAGGGGGUGUCAAUCGCCCACAAAAGUCUUGUGAACGAGAUAGAGUUCUCCGCCGAGACGUACGGAGUGCGGAGAGAGAAAGUACUCCAGCAGAGCUCGCUCUCGUUCGACAUGUCAUUGACCCAGAUCUUCUCAGCACUCGCGUUCGGAGGCACCCUCUAUGUGGUACCCGCCUUUAUGCGUGCCGAUGCUGCAUCGGUGGCCAAGGUGAUCAACCAAGAGUGCAUCACGAUGACAGGAGCGACACCAUCCGAGUAUCUCUCGUGGAUCGCGCACGGUGCCGUGGAACUGCAGCGCUCGACAGGCUGGAGGACUGCCAUCUGCGGCGGCGAGCAGAUGACGGAGAGCCUCGUCAGCGGCUUCACUUCUCUGGGAAAAGCACCUGGCGAGCCGAAGCUGUUCAACGCGUUUGGGCCCACCGAAGCCACGUGCUCUUCCAACCGUCGCGAGGUUGAUUACGCCAAUCCCGGCCGUCUUGCCUUUCCGUUGAGCGUUGGGUGGACCGCACCCAAUGCUCGGAUAUACAUUAUGGAGCCCCAAUUGGAGACGGCAAAACCUUCAAACCACCCAUUUCCUGUGAGCUGGACUGGCGAGAUUGUUAUUGGUGGUGCCGGUGUCGCCUUGGGCUACCACAAUGACGCAUCAAGUCCGAAGUUCGCUCCCGACCUACUUGACCGGAGUCAGAAAAUGCACAAAACAGGCGACAUUGGAAAACUCCUACCUGACGGCCAGCUCAUGGUUCUUGGACGGACGCAUGGCGACACACGGAUCAAACUGAGUGGUGUCCGCAUGAGCCCGUACGAGAUCGAAUCUGCCAUAUUGCAAUCAGGGAAUGGAAGGAUCACCGAGGCAGUGGUCACCAAGAGGCGUUUCAAUGAGCUACGGAGUUGGGAUAUCCCCAGUGUCGAGGCCCUGGUUGCACACAUCGUGCUCCAUCCCGACAUCGGAUUGAACCCAACUGGAGCACAUGUAGCCUUGGGGGACAUUGAAGGAACAGACCCUCUGAGACUGCCGCGAGCCAUGCGGCCUAGCCUGAUUUUACCUGUUCCUAGCCUGCCCAAAAGUAGCACUGGCAAGAUAGACAGGAAUGCUGUGUCGAAACUGCCGCUGCCACAGUCCUCCCCCCAUUGUCAGCAGCCCUCACCUGAUGACCGCGAUAGCAGUCUUACACACAUGAGCGAAGGUGUCAGGAUAAUGGCAGGGAUGUGGAGCCAGGUUGUUCCGGCGGAUGUCCUCUCAAGACACGCGCUGACUGAGGGAAGUGAUUUCUUCAGCGUCGGCGGAAGUUCUCUGCUGUUGGUGGAGCUCCGAGAGCUCAUUGUGAAAGAGACAGGAGUCAGACUACGACUUGACCACAUGUUUGGUGCAUCCACACUGCAAGGCAUGGCGGAGUUGGUCCAGGAUACAAGGCUAGAGGUGGAUACGCCAACACAAACAAUGGUUGGCGACAAGAUCGACUGGGAUUAUGAAACCACGCCUCCACUGCCGGACACGCAGAACCACACAUGCGACCUCCCGAGCGACGCCCCGGAAUUCGACGAGGUACAACACCCGAAGGUUAUCAUCUUGACAGGCGCCACCGGCCAGCUCGGUCGCGCACUGCUUACUCGACUAUCCGACUGCCAGUCGGUCUCUGAGGUACACUGCCUCGCUGUUCGCGGCGCGUCGAGGCUUCCGAACAGUCCAAAGGUCCACACCCACCCCGGGGACCUGCGCGAGCCUAACCUGGGAAUGCACCCGGCCGACGCAGCCCGAGUCUUCGCCUCCGCGGACACCAUCAUCCACAACGGUGCAGAGGUCAACUUUCUCAGGCCGUACCGUAGCCUCCGGUCGACCAAUGUCGAGUCGACGCGCGAGAUUCUGCGUCUGGCCCUGCACUCCCGUCGCAGGGGCAAGAGCAUUGCCUUCCACUACAUAAGUUCCGCAGCGGUAUCCUUAUGCGCCGAAUGCGACUCUUUCGGAGAGGUCUCGGUGCGGAAGUAUACCCCAGAUGCCCUGGAUGGGUAUUCACAGACAAAAUGGGCAUCCGAGGUCAUGCUGGAACGGGCGACAGAAGUCGCUGAAAACCUUGGACUGACCAUACAUCGACCUUCUCACAUCAUGGGUGAAAAUGAUUCAGAUGAAUCCCCGCUACACAACGGCAGUCCUGACCUGCUGGAUGGCCUCCUGGACCACUGCAGGUUUAUUGGGGCAGUGCCGAAACUGGACAAGGUCAGAGGAACCAUCAACUUGGUUGCGCGGAAUGAUUGUGCUAGCAGCAUUUUCGGCCAUAUCAACACUCCAGUGGGAGAGAUGUCAACAAGGGGAUUGAAGUUCCUGCACCAUAUUGGCGGUCAAAAUAUUCUCCUUGGGGAUAUUAACGGCCACCUUGCACAAACAGGAGGAGAUACCGUGGAAGAGAUACCGCUAGGCGAGUGGAUGGAGAGAGCUAAAGAAGCGGGUCUGAGGAAAGACUUUGCUGCGUAUCUGCAGGAUCUCGAGCAGGGCAGCCACACGUACCACUAUCCCAUUCUACAGAAAGAGAGUUGUGAUGGGCGUUAA
Messenger RNA from Diaporthe citri, 11625 nucleotides. RefSeq lists its product as uncharacterized. The record is from RefSeq and is a predicted model, not a curated record. Gene Ontology annotation, molecular function: fatty acid synthase activity; phosphopantetheine binding. Gene Ontology annotation, biological process: secondary metabolite biosynthetic process; fatty acid biosynthetic process. The transcript is spliced from 7 exons. Lineage: Eukaryota; Fungi; Ascomycota; Sordariomycetes; Diaporthales; Diaporthaceae. Bases 1 to 11625 code for a protein of 3874 amino acids.